AUGCAGUCCGCCCACAGUGUCAGCCUGCCAGCACGCAUUCAUCGCGACGGCCGGCCAACGAAUGAAUGCUUGUGCGUCUAUGUAGAUAGCGUCGUCGACGCCGCCGACUGCGCUGCGCUCGUGGCGCGCGGCGCGCCCGCUCUGAAAUACAUUACGCAAGCCGCGGACAACGAGGCGUCGAAGACGGGCGCGGCCGUGGCACUACAGAACCCGCGCCGCUACCAACUGGCCGCCUGGCGCGAUCCCGGUUUCGCGGAGCGGCUGUGGCAAUCGCUGCUCGCCGGCGGCGGCGGCGCGGCGGUGGCCGCGUGGGCGGCGGCGCGCGGCCUAGGCGAACCCUUUGGCCUCAACGAGCGUUUGAGGCUGCUCCGCUACCGGCCCGGCGACCGCUUCGAAAGUCAUUUUGACCGCGAAGUGCCAACAGACUGUGGUCGUCACCGGUCCCUUGUUACUGUGUUGCUCUAUCUCAACGAUGCGGAUAACUUCGAGGGCGGCGCGACGCUCUACGAGGACACUACGGAAGCGAAACGCUUCGCCGCCGUCGCGCCGGCCCGCGGCCGCGUCGUGCUCUUCGAGCACGACCUAUGGCAUAGCGGUGCUCCUGUCGUCGCCGGCACCAAGUUGGUCUUGCGGACCGAUGUGCUCUUCGAAGCCGCCGCACCCAAGCCGCCGCCCGCACCUGCUCCACGCGACCGGGCGAAGGGCGUUCGGGGCCUCGCCGACGCCGUCGCCCCUGACUUAUCGGACGCGCUCGACGCCAUCGGCCUCCUGGAUUGCGGCGUCGAGGCGCUGCUGGCACCAGGCCGCGCGGCUUACGCCGCGAUGCUUGCCGACGCCCCCGACGGCCAGGUCGACCGGCUCUGGGCCGCCGCCGUCGCCGAGGCGAGCGCGCUGCCCGUCGCGCCGGCGAACACUCGUGCGGUUGUUACGUAA
Molecule: messenger RNA, 933 nt
Organism: Pelagomonas calceolata
Lineage: Eukaryota; Pelagophyceae; Pelagomonadales; Pelagomonadaceae
Source: the annotation of a GenBank genome assembly